GAAAUGAUGUCUCUUGAUAUAUCUGACAGCGCUCAAAUCUAUGCUGCGUUUGUGGUCUACCUGGAUCUCUUAGAAGGGAGAAACUGGCAUGAAGUGAAGCAUGUCGGAGUAGCAGAACUGCAGCUCGUAUGUUUACACGCACGUGAAAGAGAACAGGACAGUCUGCAAGUGAUGGUGCCGGUACCUGUGCACAUAUCGUUAAGCCAUGAGAGGAUAAGAGAAAUCAUGAAGAAAGCCUCUCUUCCACAAGACGAUCCUGACAUCCCGCUGUCAGUUACCUUGGCCAUAGUUGAGUCAGAUUCCACAGUAGUCUACUAUAAAGUGACUGAUGGCUUUGUAAUACCAGAUCCUCCUGAUGAUACUGAAGAUGUGGACAAUAAACAGUGGAGAAAGAAAAGAAAGAAGCUUUUCAAAUGA
Molecule: messenger RNA, 417 nt
Organism: Phaethon lepturus (White-tailed tropicbird)
Lineage: Eukaryota; Metazoa; Chordata; Aves; Phaethontiformes; Phaethontidae
Gene: TSEN15
Product: TSEN15 tRNA splicing endonuclease subunit
Exons: 3
Coding region: 4-417 (137 amino acids)
Biological process (GO): tRNA splicing, via endonucleolytic cleavage and ligation
Molecular function (GO): nucleic acid binding
Source: RefSeq, a predicted model, not a curated record